UGUAUUUAUGACGGAUUGCCAUGCGUUGAAUAAUAUGGGAGUAUAUCAUGCCCACGUUUUGUAAUGAAUGUCAGAAAAAGGAAUGAUAUGACAUGGAAAUUGAAGCUCCCAUAACAUUAUUCUACUUUGCGGUUUUUAUGCAGAUGUUGGUAACAUACACGAUAGAUACUACUACCUUAGACUCUGAAUUUUGUGGGAUAUCUAAAGUAACAAAAAGAGUUGUGGAUCUGUGUCCAACAGAUAAGGAAUCUUGGUCGAGGGCUGCUAAGCAGUUUAAUUGUUCACAAUUUGAAGGGAAAUGUACACAAACUUUAGAAUAUCAUUGUCUUAUCAAUCCUUGGCAAAAUGUGACGGCAGAAGUAUGUGCUCCACCUACACGCAUCCGUUCAGGUCACUGUGCAGAAUACAAUGCAAGGGGAGGUAAAAUCCAGGAAUUUUAUAUACCAAACUGUGAGUCAUGUGCCAGGGAUUACAUGUCGACAGAAGCAUACAAAUACCAAGAAUGUUAUGACCUAGUUUAUCGUCAAAAAGAAAAUCUACAGCAGAGAAAAGGGAAUAAAGCAGAAACACACCAGCGAACUCUUAACAAGCAACAGGAGACACGAUUUCGACCUAGUGCGGAAUCAUUUGGCGAUUCCAGUGACGGAAGCAGAGUCAGAAGCAGUAGAGGCAUCUACCUUCGUGUUUUCUUUCUAUGUUUAAUGAUUGUUCUUAAAAGUGGAGCAUUGUUAUCUUAAUUGUAGAUAAAUUGGAAAUAUUUUAUUAUUAUUUGAGACUUAUUUUAAAGAUAAUUUAAAAAUAAUUUUUAGCAUGUAGGACAUGUUUGUAAAGCUAACACCUUUCAAAUUAUUUUUUUAAGAUCUUUUUCUCAAUGGUCACGAAAAUGAUCAUUGACAUCUUAAAUGUUUCUUUGGGUAAACUGAAUAUCAGAAGUUUUAUUGUCUUUCCAAAUUCCUCAUUCAUGGUGUCAACACUACAAUGAUAAUACACGAAUAUGGCCCUGAGUUUUACUUCUGAUGGUAAAUGAUAUUUCCAUUUAAAAAAAUCAUCGUCAUCAAGUACCAUCUAACUCACAUAUAGAAAUUGUCAUUGUGCAUUUAAGCAUAUUUGGAAAAGUUUGUGCAAAACCAAUUUUCUAAUAAACGUAUGUUAUACACUUUUUA
This is a messenger RNA of Saccostrea echinata, 1163 nucleotides long. RefSeq lists its product as uncharacterized. NCBI's taxonomy places the organism in Eukaryota, Metazoa, Mollusca, Bivalvia, Ostreida, Ostreidae. The record is from RefSeq and is a predicted model, not a curated record. The coding region runs from base 93 to 737 and encodes 214 amino acids. The transcript has 6 exons.